This is a messenger RNA of Uloborus diversus, 1166 nucleotides long. RefSeq names its product leucine-rich repeat-containing protein 15-like. The transcript has 4 exons. The coding region runs from base 61 to 1017 and encodes 318 amino acids. Gene Ontology annotation, molecular function: protein binding. The record is from RefSeq and is a predicted model, not a curated record. NCBI's taxonomy places the organism in Eukaryota, Metazoa, Arthropoda, Arachnida, Araneae, Uloboridae.
AAAAACUUUAAAAGCUGUUAGUAAGUUUAGCAUCAGUUCGACCAGGCAUCAAAAGCAAGUAUGGGUUUAUACUACUUUAUCGUGGCGGUUGCCUUGGUUGCGGCAGCUUGGGCAGAUGAGAGUUGCCCUGAUCCUGAAUCGCUGAAACCAUGUACUUGCGAUGGCGAAGGGGUUAACUGCAUGGCUGCCACGUCUUUGGAUCAAAUUAAAAAAGCUUUUCAAGUAAAAUUUAAAUAUGGAGGCGUAAGAUCAGUCUGGGUGCAAGGGACACCUAUAACAUCCAUACCAGCUGGUCUCUUUGGAAGCAUCAAAAGUCAGCAAUUUUACAUUGAAAUCAACAAUGUAACUACUGUCGACAUGGCCGCCUUCAGUGCAUCAAAGAAAACCUUGCAUACAUUGAGUUUGUUCGGGAACAAAAUCGUCGAGUUUCCAUUCAAGGACCUGGAGCCAUUCGAAAUGUUAGGAACUCUCAAUCUGGGAAGGAAUAAGAUCAGAUCCCUUCCUGACAACGCAUUCCAAAGCAGAAGUUUGGGAGGCAUCAUCCUAGCUCAAAAUGACCUUUCUCACAUUGGUAGGAACGCUUUUGCCGGUCUGCCUAGCUUAAGAGCCAUUGAGAUCUCAGGCAACAGAUUAGCAACACUUGGACCACAAUCUUUUGCUUCUCCAAGGCACUCUGCUUCUUUGCAGAUAAAUCUUGCGAGCAAUGAACUUUCUCAAGUAGACGCAACAGCUUUUGAAGGAUUGGAUCCAUAUGGAAUUUAUUUUUCCUCGAAUAGACUGACAUCUUUAUCUAAGGAGGCCUUUUCAGCUUUAGUGACAAAAAUAGCUCAAAAAGAAGGCUUCUUGGAAUUAUCGGGCAAUCCUCUGAGUUGUAGAGGCUGUGAUUACUCGUGGCUUGUAUUAAAUAAGGAUUUGCUCUACACAAGACUGUAUGGAUUUACUUGCCCAGAUGGAACUGGUUUGAUGGAUCUCACAGACGCAAAAAUUGGAUGCAACAGCAGAAGAGCCCUUUUCUAAGAUAUUCAUUAUUCCUGUAAUUAAAUACAGUUGAAAACAUGUUGAGUCUUCGUUCUCUUUUUCUGGCAAUGGUGAAAUUAUUCUAAAAACAGCAUUGCACAAAUGUGUCAAAAGAGUAUUCCGAUUUUUCCCCAUUAUUUUUAUAGAGA